Molecule: messenger RNA, 2802 nt
Organism: Eufriesea mexicana
Lineage: Eukaryota; Metazoa; Arthropoda; Insecta; Hymenoptera; Apidae
Product: probable RNA-binding protein 19
Exons: 15
Coding region: 32-2731 (899 amino acids)
Molecular function (GO): mRNA binding
Source: RefSeq, a predicted model, not a curated record
CAGUGAUAAAAGUAAUUAUGAAUAAUACAAAAUGUCACGAUUGAUUGUAAAAAAUUUACCAAAAAAUAUUACAGAUACAAAAUUAAAGGAACUUUUCAGUCAAAAGGGCUUAAUAACUGAUGUGCAGUUAAAAUAUACAAAGGAUGGAAAAUUCAGGCGAUUCGCUUUUAUUGGGUUUAAGACAGAAGAACAAGCUGUAGCUGCCAAAGAAUAUUUUGAUAAAACAUGUAUUGAUACUUGCAGAAUAUCCAUUGAGCAAUGUGCAAGUCUAGGGGAUUCUUCUAAACCCAGGUCAUGGAGUAAAUAUGCACAGGAUAGUUCGGAACGUGUGAUCAAUAAUACAGAUCCCAAUGACAGAACACAAAAUAUAAACUUAAAUAAAACAGCAACAAAGGAUAAGAAUGAAGCAAACAAAAAAAGCAAAAAGAAAGAAGAUUUAAAAUAUGAAGUUAAAGAAGCAUUGGAGAAGCAUAAAGAUGAUCCCUUAUUUAUGGAAUUUCUUGAAAGUCAUAAAACUGACAAGGCUAUAUGGAAUAAUGAUACAUUAACAUCUGAACAAGCUACAGAAUUUAAUAAUGAGAUUGGCAAUGAUGAAACUAGUGAUGGGGAUAGUAAUGAAGAGGAAAAAGAGGAAAAAAAUGAAGAGAAAAAGGAGAAGCCAAAAAUUGCAGAUAAAGUUAUAUCUGACUUAGAGUAUAUGGAAACUUUGAAGAAAAAAGAAAAGAAUACAGAGGAAAAAGUUUCAGAUAGUAAGAGUAAAUUUAAACACGGGUCUACAAAAUUUUUUACUGUCAAAGUUAGAGGUUUGGCAUAUAAUCACAAGAAAAAGGAUAUCAAACAAUUUUUUCGUCCGUUGAAACCAAAAUCUAUACGAGUACCACCAAAAAUUAAGGGUAUAGCAUAUGUUGGUUUUAAAACUGAACAACAUUUAAGGAAAGCUUUGUUGAAAAACAAAAGUUUUUUAGAUGGUAAACAAAUAUUUGUAAUGAAAUAUGAAGUGAAAGAACAAAAAUCCGAUGAAGAACAAAAUGAGAAUGAAUUUAAUGUUAGGUGGAAAAAGCAAGCAGAGGCAUUAAAAAAUGAAGAAAGUAUAGCAGAGUCUGGAAGGAUGUUUAUUCGAAAUUUAUCGUAUACAGUAACCGAAGAUGAUGUUCGAAAAUUAUUUGAAAAAUAUGGUCCUUUAACUGAAGUUAACUUACCCAUCGAUCGAGUAACUAGAAAACCGAAAGGAUUUGGUACAAUAACAUUUUUAAUGACCGAGCAUGCGGUAAAGGCAUAUAGUGAAUUAGACGGUUCGAUUUUAGAUGGAAGAAUGUUACAUAUUCUUCCAGCUAAAGUAGAACUUGAUCCUAUGGAAAAAAUUGACGAAAAUAGUUUGACGUACAAGCAAAAAAAAGAAUUAAAGGCUAAGAAAUCUGCGGGGUCGUCACACAAUUGGAAUACUCUUUUCCUUGGGCAAAAUGCAGUAGCAGAUGCUAUAGCUAGUACUUAUAAUACAACUAAAGAAAAAGUGUUUGAAGAUGGAUCAAAGGGUUUAAGUGCGGCGGUUAAAUUAGCAUUGGGAGAAACACAAUUAGUUCAAGAUACCAGGAACUUCUUGGAAGAAAACGGAGUUUGUUUGGAUGCAUUCAAUCAACUACCCAACAAACGAUCAAAAACAGUAAUACUCGUAAAAAAUUUACCUGCCGCAACAUCAGAACAAGACAUUCGACAACUAUUUGCACAACAUGGCGAAUUGGGAAGAGUAAUAAUGCCACCUUCAGGAAUUACCGCUUUGGUGGAAUUUUUGGAGCCUUCUGAAGCACGCUUAGCAUUCAUGAAAUUAGCAUAUACUAAAUAUAAACAUUUACCACUUUAUCUGGAAUGGGCCCCUGACAAUAGUUUUACUACCCCUCCUGCGCGGAAAAACAAAACUGUGAAAAAUGACACUGAGCCAAGUAAGCAAAAAGAUAAUAAAGAAGUUGACCAGCAGAGUCAAGAAUUUUCAGAAAAUAUAAAUGAUACAAAUAAGGCUAGUAAAGAGGAAAGUGAAGACGAGGAUGAACCUGAACAAGAUACGACUCUUUUUGUAAAGAAUCUUAAUUUCGUAACUACGGAAGAACAACUGAAAACGUACUUUGGCAAAUGUGGUCCUAUUCAUUAUGCCUCGAUAGCAACAAAAAAAGAUGUAAAAAAUCCUGGUGCCAAAUUGUCUAUGGGAUAUGGAUUUGUAAGAUAUAAAAGAAAAGCAGACGCAGAUCGUGCAUUAAAAGUUUUACAAAUGUCAGUAUUGGACGGAAAGACAUUAGAACUUAAACGUUCUGAAAGAACAUUAACAACUGACUUAAAUAGUACGAAGAAGACAUCUACAAUAACGGCACAAACGGGUACAAAAAUUCUGAUAAGGAAUGUGCCAUUCCAAGCGACAGUUGAAGAAAUAACCGAACUGUUCAAGGCGUUCGGUGAAUUGAAAGCAGUGCGAUUACCAAAAAAAUUAGUCGGCGUUGAAAAGCACAGAGGAUUCGCGUUUGUAGAAUAUUAUACAAAAAGCGAAGCCAAGAAAGCAUUUAAAGCUUUAUGUCAGAGUACUCACUUGUACGGUCGAAGAUUGGUUUUGGAAUGGGCUCAAACUGAAGAGGAUGUGGAAGAUGUUAGAAAACGAACAGCCAAACACUUUUAUCAAGAUCAAUCAGUUAAGAAGACCAAAAAGGCCACAUUAAGCGGAGAGGAUAUCGGUUUGGAGGAUGUAUAAUUUGUUAUAAACUGAUGUGUUCAUAAGAUUAAGAAAAAAGACAAAUAAAUUUAUGGAACAGACAAGACUUG